This is a messenger RNA of Plasmodium gaboni, 3729 nucleotides long. RefSeq lists its product as hypothetical. The record is from RefSeq and is a predicted model, not a curated record. NCBI's taxonomy places the organism in Eukaryota, Apicomplexa, Aconoidasida, Haemosporida, Plasmodiidae. The coding region runs from base 1 to 3729 and encodes 1242 amino acids. The transcript has a single exon.
AUGAUUAUAAUAAAAUGUCUAGGAAAUUUUAGAAAUAUAAAUAAAGUGUCCCUUUCUUUUUAUUCUACACAAUAUAUUAAACCUUUUCCCUUUUUUUCUUAUUAUCAUAUUAACAAUAAAAAGAAAAAGGAGAAGCCAAUUUAUGCUACACUCAUAAGCAACAAAAUAUCACACUUUACUACUUAUAAUGAAAAUAUAAGAAUAAAAAAAAAAAAAAAAAAAGAAAAAAAUCAUAUAUAUGUAACCAAAAAAAAAUGUGAUAUUCAAAAUAAUGAUAUCAUAUAUCAUUCUGAUAAUUUUGACGAGGUAGACAAAUAUAACAUCAAUAAUGAAAUAAACGAAAAUAGAAUAAAAAGUGAUAUUAUUAAUUUAAUAAAUAAUAUAAAAAAUAUAAAUAAUAUACAAAAUGGACAUAUAAAUGUAAAUAUAAAUGUAAUAAAUGAAUUGAUGAAUAUUAUUCUUCAUGUAAAUUAUAAUAUAAAUUGUUUUUUUAAUUUAAAAAAAAAAUAUGUUAUAGGAUUUUUAUGGUCAAUGGUAAAAUGUAUAAAUAUAAUAGAACAUGAAAAAUUAUUUGAUCAAAAUAUAAUAACACAUUUAAAAUAUUUUUUUAUUUUUUUAUCUAAUAAAGUUAUUCAAAAGAAUCUUUUAGAAUCUUUAUAUCAUCCAGUUGAUAUAAAACAAUUUAUUUUUUCAUUUCUUAAUAUUAAAUUAAAUGAAAAUAAUAUAAAAGCAAUUGAUUCUAUAAAAAUACAUGACCUUGACAAUUUUAUAAAAUAUUUAAAAUGUUAUCCAUAUGAAGUUAAAUUAUCUCAUAAAAGUGAAACCAAAGAAAAAAUAGAAACAAACAUAUUUUAUCAAGAAAAUAAUGAAAAACAAAAAAUUAAAAAUAACAAAAAAGAAAAUAAUAAUAAUCAAAAUGAACAUGGCAAUCAUAUAUCCGACCAGAUACAAAAUAAAUAUUUACCUUUACUUCAAGAAUGCAUAGAUAUAAAUUUAGUUAUACACUCUAUAUAUUCAUAUAUAUGUGAUAAAAUAAAAAUAAUAAAUAUGGAAAUAAAGACUGUGAUUGAUUUUUUAGAGCUAGCUAAUAAAAAUUCUAAAAAUGGUGUGAGUUCGAAUAUAAGUAAUAUUUUGUUAUAUAAAAUACAACAUAAAAACAAUUACAAUAAUAAUUAUUAUAAUAAUAAUGAUAAUAUUUAUUAUCAUAAUAAUAAUGAUAAUAUUUGUCAUCAUAAUAAUAGUACCGUUAGUAUUUAUAAUUUUUCUGUUUUUCAGGUAUGUAGAUUUAUUAACAUCAUUAUAAAUUACAACAUCAAACAAACAAAUAAAUUUAUUUCUUCUAUUAUAAAUAUAUUGUCAUAUGAACAAUAUUACCCAACGAAAGAUAAAAUAAAUUAUUAUAAUUUUAAUCAAUACUUAUCUCAUAAUGUUUAUAAUGAAAAUGUAGAUAUACAAAAUGAUAAUAUUAUACAUGUAAGUGCACCUAAGCAUUUGUGUAACAAGUGGUUAUAUAAAGCAACUCCAAGAGACAUAGCUUCUCUCAUACGAGAUAUUUCUAGACUUAAUUUUAUGAAUUAUCAUUUUUAUAAUAUUUUAAUUGAGGCUUUUUUUAUUAAAACGGAUCCAAACAAAAAUGGAUACACAACUUAUGGCAAUAGAAAUAAUAACACGAGCAAAAAUAACGAAGCCAAAAUAAAAGACAACAUCAACAUUAACAUCAACAAUAAUAAUAAUAGUAAUAAUAAUAAUCAUUAUUAUUAUGGUAGUAAGACCAUUUGUCGUAAGAAUAAUAAUACAACCCAUUUCUCAUCACAAUCUAAUCAAAAUUUACAACUUGAAGAUAUAAGAAACUAUGUUGAUAUUUUAACAGCCCUAUCUAAUAUUAAUUAUACACAUAAUAAAUAUAUUAACUUUUUUAUUAAUAAAAUAAUUAAGGAUGAAAAAAACUCAGUUCUUUUCUUUAACAAGAAAAAUAUACAAAAUGUUGUUAUAACUUUAAGAAAUCUCCUUUUAUUAAUAUACAAAGAAAAUGAUAUUAUAAAUAAAAUGAUUCAUUUUAUAGUUACAAAUAAUAAUCACAUUAAUAUUAAACAACUAAUCAUGAUAUAUUAUUCUUUAUAUAAUUAUAUUAACAAAAUAUUUCAUAUGGAAAAUAUAAAAUAUGUUGGUAAUCCAAGUCAAAUCUUUUUCAAUAUAAGUGAUGAAAAGAAUAACAUAACACAUAAUAAUAUAACAUAUAAUAAUACAACAAAUAAUUAUAAUAAAUUACAUAUACAUCAUGAUGAUGUGAUGAGUAAUAAUAAAUAUAAUGCAAUGAAAGAAAAAGAACAUAACUUUUCCUAUAUUUCUAUAGAAUAUAUAAAACAAUAUAUACAUCAUUAUAUGUUUAAAAUAUUCCAUAUUAUCUUUAUAAAAAAAGAACAUAUAGAUUCUUUACAAGGUCUAGUUAAUUUUUAUUAUGCAACAUCAUAUAGUAUAAAUAAUUUAUCUUUACAAAUGUAUCAGUUUUUUUAUGAACAUUUUUCUUAUAUAUUAGAUACAAAAAAAAAAGGAAAAGAAAAUAUCAUACUAGAAACUAUUUUACAAAUAUUUUUAUUUCAUUAUAAAAAUAAUAUAGUACAUAAAAAGUUUUUAAUAUCUUUAUUAAAUUUUAUGAAUGCUAAUAUAUUAGUAGAUCUAGACAAUUUAUAUACAAUCACUUCAAUAGCACAUCACUUUAAUAUUAUAAAUGAAGAUUUUCUUAAUACAAAUAUCAAUUUUAUAAAUAAAGAAAUAAAUAAAAUAGAAAAUAUAAAAGGACCUACUCCAACAGAUGAUAACAUAUCGAUUAAUAUAAACAAAACAAAAAAAGAAAAAAAUUAUAUAUAUUAUAACAAUGAUGAGAAUAAAGAACAUAUAGAUAUAUCACAUAGUGAUAAACAAGAUGAUAUAUAUAAAUACAAUCAAUUAGAUAAUACAAAUAUUAAUAAUAUAAAGAAUGUAAAUGUUUAUAAAAAGAAUAUGAUAAAUGAUAAUAAUGAAAAAUAUUAUACAAACAAAGUAAUGAAAUGCAUAUUUUUUUUAAUCACAAAUAACACAUUCCUAAAUACUUCCAUAAGAAAUUUUAUAAAAAUAUUAGUCCUAUUAAAAAAAAUGUUUAAAAAAAAAACCCAUUUUAAUGAUGAAGAAUAUAAAAUAACACAACAAAUAUUUUUGUCUUUAAAUAUUUAUUGUAAGAGAAAAGAAAAUGUGAAAAAAUAUAUGAACCAUAAAAUAAAUAGUAGAAAUAAUCAUGAUAUCCAUUUUUAUAUUCGACAUCAUUUUUUUAUACCUUACACAAUAUUAAAAAAUAUUGUUAAACGAAAUAUUGUAUCACAUAAAAAGGUACAUAUAUCUAGCUUUCAAUAUAAAUUAUCUGAUUAUUUUAAUAAAAAAAAAAUUAUGUAUAGAUCAGAAUAUUAUUUAAAACAUGGAUUAAUAGUAGAUUUUUUAAUUCUAAAAAAUAAUAAACCAUUCUUAUUAUUAGAAAUUGAUGGAAUUUAUCAUUUUAAUAUAUCUACUGAUGUUGGUGACUAUGAUAUAAUACAUAAUAAUAUGUUACUUUUAAAAAAUGGAAAAACAUUAUUCCGUAAUAAUAUAUUAGAAUCUUUUGAUCAUCUCAAAUUUUUAUCAAUUCCUUGGUACUUCUUUCUACAAACACAAUGGAUCAAAAAAUUGGAUAUCUUGUUGAAUGAAAAUGGAUUGUUCUAA